AUGAGUGCAUCGACCGCAGGCCGCGUGCCGGACGGACUCCUCAGCGGCGAGAUGAGUGUUGAGGAGGGUGUCGAAGGGGACGUCGAGCAGGGCGCCGAGCAGCAUGCCGAGCGGCAUGCCGAGCAGCCUCCCCAUCAAUCUGCCGCCCCCGAAGCUAUGGAGGAAGCCCCCGAGGACCCCCCCGAGGACCCCCCCGUGCCCCCUCCACCCUUUCCGACUGUUCUGGCCACGCGGCUGUACAUCUCCCACUUUUUGUCCACGUGGAACUCGCGCGUCUUUGAGUUUGCCGCCGUCCUGUUUCUGGCCGCCGUCUUCCCGGACACGUUGCUGCCCAUGUCGGUGUAUGCCGUCGUGCGCGGCGUGGCGGCCAUGGUGUUUGCCGAGGCCGUGGGUGCGUGCAUUGACCGCGUGGACCGGCUGGUCGCCGUGCGCGCGUCGAUCCUGGGGCAGCGCCUGGCGGUGGCCGUCAGCUGUGGUGUAUUCUGGGCGAUGCUGGCCAAGGCCACCGCCUCCACCGCCACGCGCGGUGGCGUGAACGAUGCGGCACCACCAGCCGCCAAUUUGACGACCGCGAGCUCCACCACGGCCAACGCCCUCCUGCUCCCCGGCAGCCUGCUGGAUGCCUUCUUCUCGGCCUUGACCGGCACGUCGGCCACCUCCUCCGUGUCGUCCACGGCGGGCACAGCCCCAACACCGACUGCCACCCCUUCCACGCCCGUCGCAUCCGGCCUCUUCGCUGUGGCCGUCAUCGCCGCGUGCGUCGAGAAGCUCGGGUCCAUCUUAAACUUGGUGGCCGUCGAGCGCGACUGGGUCGUCGUCCUGACCGAGGGCAACGCGCCUGCGCGCCGCCGCGUGAGCGCCCGCAUGCGCCGCAUCGACUUGUUCUGCAAGCUCGUGGGGCCCCUCACCAUAUCGCUGGUGGCGGCCGCGUCGACGCGCGCUGCGCUGUGGGCCACGCUGGGCAUGAGCACGGCUUCCCUUGUGGCGGAGUACUUUUGCAUCGCGGUGGUGUACCGGCGCGUGCCCGCGCUGCGGCGGCGGCCGGCCGCGUGGGACGACUCGGCUGUGGCGCCCAGGACCACGACGACGACUUUCUGGCACGCCACCAAAGCGGUCGCCCGCCGUCUGCUGCCGUUUGCGUCGCUGCCCUUGUACGUGCGCCACCCGGCCUUUCUGCCCUCCUUCGCGCUCGCCCUCCUGUACCUGACCGUGCUCUCCUUCUCGGGCCAGAUGGUCACGUUCUUGCUCGCCACCGGCUACACCCCGCUGUCCGUCGGCCUGGCCCGCACGGCCAGCACCGUCUGUGAGCUGUCGGCCACCUGGAUCGCGCCCCGCCUCAUGGGCCGCCUCGGCGUCGUCCGCGGUGGCAUCUGGUCGCUGUCGUGGCAGGCCCUGUGGCUGACGGCCGGCACCGCCGUCUUCUGGGGCCUGCCCUCCGCUGCCAGCCCCGACGGUCGCGUGGGCGGCACCGCCGGCGGCACCGCCUUGGCCGUCGGCGUCGCCCUCAGCCGCAUCGGCCUCUGGGGCUACGACCUCUGCGCGCAGAACCUCGUCCAGGACGAGGUCGCCGACGCCCACCGCGGCGCCUUCUCGACCGCCGAGGCCGCCUUCCAGAACCUCUUUGAGGUCCUCGCCUACGCCACCACCAUCCUCUGGGCCCGCCCCGACCAGUUCCGCUGGCCCGUCGUCGUCAGCGCCGCCGCCGUCUACACGGCCGCCGCGCUCUACACGGCCUUUGUGCGCCGCCGCCGCGGCCACCUGUUCCACUCGCCGCUGCCGCCAGCGCAGCGCUGGCUGGACAAGGCGUUUUCGGGGCGGCGGGGGGUGGACGUGUAG
Molecule: messenger RNA, 1836 nt
Organism: Sporothrix schenckii 1099-18
Lineage: Eukaryota; Fungi; Ascomycota; Sordariomycetes; Ophiostomatales; Ophiostomataceae
Product: solute carrier family 40 (iron-regulated transporter), member 1
Exons: 1
Coding region: 1-1836 (611 amino acids)
Biological process (GO): iron ion transmembrane transport
Cellular component (GO): membrane
Molecular function (GO): iron ion transmembrane transporter activity
Source: RefSeq, a predicted model, not a curated record